Messenger RNA from Acomys russatus (golden spiny mouse), 885 nucleotides. Its product is annotated as FUN14 domain-containing protein 2-like. The record is from RefSeq and is a predicted model, not a curated record. Lineage: Eukaryota; Metazoa; Chordata; Mammalia; Rodentia; Muridae. Gene Ontology annotation, cellular component: mitochondrial outer membrane. Gene Ontology annotation, biological process: autophagy of mitochondrion.
AUGGCCAGGACCAGUCAAGAAAACGUCAAUAGAAAAUUUGAGGCACUGGAUCUUGCAGAAUCAACUAAAAAGCAACCAUGGUGGCGUAAGCUGUUUGGGCAGGAAUCUGGGCCAUCAGCUGAAAAGUAUAGUGUAGCAACCUGCCUGUUAAUUGGAGGUGUUCCUGGAUGGUACACUGCUUUCAUAUUCCAGAAGGUUGGAAAAUUGGCUGCAACAGCUGUAGGAGGUGGAUUCUUUCUCCUUCAGCUGGCAAACCAUACUGGGUACAUCAAAGUUGACUGGAAAUGGGUAGAAAAGGGCAUGAAAAAAAAAAAAGCCAAAGAGCAGUUGAAAAUCCGUAAGAAUAACCAAACACCAACUGAGGUCAAGAGUAAAGCUGAGGAGGUCGUGCCAUUUGUAAAGAAGAGUGUUCUAAUGACUGGGCAAUUUUUUUUUUUUUUUUUUUUUUUUGGAGGCUUUCUGCUUGGCAUUGGCAUCCUGAGAAGCUCACUUCAUUGUUUUGUUGUUGUUGUUUGUUUGUUUGUUUCUUGCCAGCAGCUUCUACACUCCAACAUAGGACAGUUGACACUCCCUUUCCUCCUCUUCUCCUGUGCCUUCCUCCCUGUUGUGGCAAAUCUGAAUGGUUCCCAUAGGCUUCCCUGGUUAAUGAAAAAGCCAAGGCUGAGAGACACAGAAGAUGCAAAGAGACAUCAGAGCAGAAACGGGAUGGGAGUGAGGGGCGACGGCAUAGGAGAAAAAGGAGGCAAAUCCGGACAAGGUUCUAAAGCUCUUGUAAAGAAGGCGGUAAUUGCAGGGACCUGGGUUCGGCUGACACCAAAGGUAUAUGCAACUCAGAGAACGAAUAUCCCCAUGAAGCUCACCGGAGGCACGCCUCUUUUCACUUGA